UGGUCCAGUUUUAAAGGUGGUUCUUGGGUGUUUUGCACCCAGAGCCUGAAGUUUGUAGGUGAUACAUGCAUGUCACAUUUAAUUUAAAACUGAUAGCUGGGCAAUGUCACUGAGAAUGCUAGGAAAAAAACCUCAGUACUGUCAUCUAUCUUGACACUAGUAAGGCUGUUAAAGCUAGUUUGACUGAGGCAGCUGCAUGUUUUUGGAAAUGUGCAAGCUGUUGAGUGCACAAGUGGCCAGCUGUUGAAAUAGUAAACUCAGUGGGAGAAGGGUAGAGAUGAAGGGGAAGGGAAUCCCUGUUCCUGUCUGAAAUGACAAAAAAUUAGUUUGUGGUUGAUAUUUUCCUUUCUAGAGAUAGUUAAUGUUAGAAAAUGGGUGGUUUUAUUUUUUUCCCCCUUUCGAUAUUUCUCAACUUCAUGAAAGAGAGAGAAUCCCAUCGAAAUAAUACUUCAUCAGUGCAUUUACUCCUCUGGGGGUGGAGGGAAUAAUUUGUGAGUGCUUUCAAUUUGCCCUGACCCUUCCCAGCAAGCAGUGGAAAGGCCCUGGACUUAAAGGCAGUGACUUUGCUCUUCAGUUGGUCUACCUUUCUGAGACACUAAUUUUUUUUCAAUUAUUUGGUUUUGUAUUUGACUAUUUCUCUUAGGAGAACAUUUUGUUUCCUGCUCAGUUUGUAACUGGCUAGAAUGUUCCAAAGUCAGCAGUCUAGAGCCCUGGGUGAGGAGUUUGGGUCGUGCUUUAAGUCACUACCACUGCUCUUAGGGACAAAAAACCUUUAGAACUUGGAGUCCUGCCUGUCCCAUGCUGGAGAGCACAAGAACCUUGAUGAGAAUCCUACCAGAAUGCAAUUCUGCUUCUUGGAAAUUAAGAUGCAAUGGAUCAGCUUGAGCAGAGGGUAAAUGAAUUUUUUAUGAAUGCAAAGAAAAACAAACCUGAAUGGAGAGAAGAACAAAUGACAUCAAUCAAAAAAGAUUAUUAUAAGGCUUUGGAAGAUGCAGAUGAAAAAGUGCAACUGGCUAAUCAAAUAUAUGAUCUGGUAGACCGUCAUUUGAGAAAAUUGGACCAGGAACUCGCUAAAUUUAAAAUGGAACUUGAAGCAGAUAAUGCUGGAAUUACAGAAAUAUUAGAGAGACGGUCUCUGGAGCUGGAUACGCCAGCACAGCCUGUGAAUAACCAUCACUCCCAUUCUCACACUCCAGUAGAGAAAAGGAAACACAAUCCAUCUUCUCACCAUAGUACAACAGAUCAUGUUCCUGAAAAGAAGUUUAAAUCUGAAGCUCUUCUAUCUACCCUGACUUCAGAUGCUUCUAAAGAAAAUACACCAGGGUGUCGAAACAGUAAUUCAUCAUCCUCUUCAAACAAUGCAUACAAUACAAACUCUUCUCAACCAUUGGCAUCAUAUAACCUGGGCUCAUUAUCUUCAGGAUCCGGGGCCGGUGCAAUUACCAUGGCAGCAGCUCAAGCAGUGCAAGCCACGGCACAGAUGAAGGAGGGAAGACGAACAUCCAGUCUAAAAGCCAGCUAUGAAGCAUUUAAGAACAAUGAUUUCCAGCUUGGAAGAGAAUUCUCAUUGUCCAGAGAUUCAGCUGGAUAUUCGUCAUCAGCUCUGGCAUCUACGUUAACUCAGACGUUAAGUUCAUCAACCUCAGAUUCACGAAGUGGCAGAAAAAGCAAAAACAACAACAAAUCGUCAAGUCAGCAGUCCUCCUCAUCAUCUUCUUCUUCCUCUCUAUCAUCAUGUUCUUCUUCAUCUGCACUGGCACAAGAGCUGUCUCAGCAAACAGCAGUAAUACCAGAGUCUGAUUCUAAUAGCCAGGUUGAUUGGACCUAUGAUCCAAAUGAACCACGUUACUGUAUUUGUAAUCAGGUGUCCUAUGGUGAAAUGGUAGGCUGUGAUAACCAAGAUUGUCCUAUUGAGUGGUUCCACUAUGGAUGUGUUGGACUGACAGAAGCACCGAAAGGGAAAUGGUACUGUCCACAGUGUACAGCUGCAAUGAAGAGAAGAGGCAGUAGACAUAAAUAAGUUCCUUCAUCUGGAAAAAUACUGCAUACUAAAGGUUUUAUAAAGGACUUGGGAAGAGAGGGGCAACUCUCACUACACUUCCUUGCAACCACUGAAGAGUAACAUAGCAUUCAUAGAAUGGUAUGGUUGGAAAGGACCGUAAAGAUCUUCUAGUUCCAGCCCCCAGUCAUAAGAUCUUGAACUAUUGGUUUUGCUAAGUCAUGUUUUAAUAUAGUAGGUAAAUUAUUUACGCACCUUGAUGUGCUACAGAUACUAUUCCAGUGAGCCUUGGAUUAUUCCAGUGGCCAACAUAUGCAGACAUUUGUACUAUCAGACCAUUUUCUCUAAGCAGUGGGCAUUCUACAAUUACUCAAUCUUCCAAAAAUUCAGAUAAGUCAAGAUUUUAAAUGUAUGUUUUAUAUACAACAGGUAUAUUCUGCUGCAUGUACUGUACUCAAGAGCUGUUACGUAACACUAUGUAUAUUAAUAGUGCAAAAAGUCAGUGCUUCUGAAAGGAAAAAGAGACAGUGGUUUUUAAAAUGCCUUUAUAGCUUUGGUUCUUUAUGAAAUUUAAUUCAGCAGGCUGAAGAAAAUGGUUCUUGUAUACAGCGGGCUGUUGUCCUUUAGGAUACUUGAGUAUGUAAAAACAAAAAAAAUGCUGUAGAAUAAAACAAACUUGUGCCAUUAGUCUUUAUAUGUUUCUGCUCCAAGAAGGAGGGGGCCAUAAGAAGAAAAAAAGGUGUUAAAGUGACAAUAAAUUUUUAUACCAAAUGUGUUUAUUUUUUUGUGCAAGUAAUCCUUUAAAUUUGAAUUGUAUUAGGUGUAAAAUAAAAGAAC
Molecule: messenger RNA, 2836 nt
Organism: Ficedula albicollis (Collared flycatcher)
Lineage: Eukaryota; Metazoa; Chordata; Aves; Passeriformes; Muscicapidae
Gene: ING3
Product: inhibitor of growth family member 3
Exons: 11
Coding region: 872-2020 (382 amino acids)
Biological process (GO): regulation of DNA-templated transcription
Cellular component (GO): NuA4 histone acetyltransferase complex
Source: RefSeq, a predicted model, not a curated record